AAAAUUUUUCAUAACCCCACUUUUGAUCGUAGAAUCCAAAAAUAUGAAAAAACAUGUAUGUUAAUUUCGACCAUUCCACUGACCUCGGAAGCAAUGCUCGACUGAGUCGCGAAGUCUCUCUUAAGCAAGAACUUACUACAAUGUCAUCAUCUGUGAGAAAAUUGUACAUGUUUAUGUAUUCUAAAGAAGAAAUAAGUAAUAAUAUACAUAAACCGGAUAAUGAUCGUGCACGUUUAGCUACAGAUAUGUGUGUAUUUAUGAAGUGAGAUUUGAAGCAACGAAACGAGCGUUUCGUUUGAAUAAGAACACAUAUGCGACCUUCAUUAGUCGAAUAAAUGAAGCGAAACGUCAAUUAAAAUCUGAUGCUGAAAGAAACAGGAUGAUGAAAUAUAAAGAUGAUGGUGGUGGUGUUGGUGAAUAUAGAGAUGAUAAUAGUGAUAUGAAUGAACAGGUAGGAAUGGCAUUGGGACAGAAUGGUGAAGAAGAUGAUGCGAUGGACGACGAUUGUGGUAGUGCUGAUGGAACUGAGACUAAAAAUGAAGUAAAUGAUUUGGACAUUUAG
This is a messenger RNA of Didymodactylos carnosus, 562 nucleotides long. The record is from the annotation of a GenBank genome assembly. NCBI's taxonomy places the organism in Eukaryota, Metazoa, Rotifera, Eurotatoria, Philodinida, Philodinidae.